AUGGAUCCCCGCUACUCUUCUUCGCGCUACACCGGCACUCGCCCACGAUCGCCUACCUAUAAUCCGGCGAGAGCGUCGAUGCCCACCAGCAUCGGUUAUAGCUCCAUGUACGGAGGCGACAUUCACGUCAUGCCUACCUCUACGAGGUACACCCCGACGACCUCUUCUUCCUCAAGAGGCCAUCACCAUUCUCACUCCACCACUACUCCGACAACCACCACCACGUACGCUGUCACCAAGGAUCCUCUGGCCCGCGGUCCCAGCCUGAGAGAUGUGAGCCGCAACCGGGCAGGCCGUUCUACAACUCUUGACUCCAGCGCUCCCCGCCCUGUCAUCGUCACUACUACGACAAGAACACCUCAGCAGGCAAGCUCUUCUUCGCAUCACUCUUCGAGCAACAGACACUCCAGCCCGACCCGCGACGAUUACCGCUCCAGCGACAGCACCUUUUACACCCAGCCGGCGUCUUCUAUACGUUCCCGAAGCCACCAUCGCGGUGGCUCUUACAGCGCAACAAUGGAUAACGAAGAGUUCACUCGCCUUCGCGAACGAACUGUCGACGGUCGGCUUGAUGCAUACCGCCCAACAAGAUCGUCCACCCUAUAUGCGAACAGCUCUCGUCACGGCAAUGCUCCCAUUGAUUACGGAGCCACUGAUGGCUACGAAUACACCGCCCCUGGCGACCUUGCUCGCUACGACUUGGACCACUCUCGUCCCCCCUCCAGAUCUCGCAGACGAGAGAGCAUUGACCGUGGUUACUACCGCCCCAGUGUCAACGUGACCACUACAGAUCCUGUCAGUCGUCCGUACAACGACACUGGCCGUCGCGGCGGCCCUCCGCCGACGACUUGGGGUCUCGACAAGAUCAAUAAAUCAACCACCAACGUGUAUGACUCAGGGCAAGGCUCUAUCCCGCCCAUUGUUCCGGCCGCUCCUGUUCACAUGCAGGUUCCUCCAAGCCCUAGGGAUCGACGUUCCGCCGGUAUCCCUUCGUCUUUGGAUGUGGCCGCACCGUCCGUCGCAGCCGCAACAGUAGCCGGUCCCACUUCAUCUCGUCGCCCUGUAUCUGUGUACAAUGAGGGAACAGCUCCGCGCUCCAUUCACCACGAGGAUUAUUACCGCAGCCGUGAGGAUGACCGUGUGCAGCGACAAGCAAGAGAGGAUCGCCCUUAUGACGCUACUUACGGUAGUGGCGACUACUUCCAUGAUGAUGCCGUGUCCACGCGCGGCUUUGGCAUUCGCACGGAUUCGGCUCCACUUGGAGGCGAUUUUGAUGACCCACGGAACCCACGUAGAGAGGUCCGUCCCGAAUCCCGCACCGGGUACCGCCCGGAGUCUAGAACCGGUCAUCGGACUUCACCCCCGGACACAAAGAGAGGCUCUGAUGAUGAAUCAAGGAAGAAGCGUGACUCCGCACGACUCGAGCCCGAAAGAGAAAGACACAGCCGACGGAUCAGCACCGCCAACGAUGAUGAAUCCGAGCGAACCAGGUUUCGGGACAAAGUAAGCGCUGGUCUCGGACUGGCUGCUACAGCAAUCGGCCUUGGGCAGGCUGUGAAGGAAAAAGAUGAGAAGCCCGAGAGAUCCGAUAAGCCUGAGAAGGAAUCCCGAGAGUCACGGCGUCGCAACGAUGAAGACGAGUCAGGAACGCGCACCGCCGAUAGGUACAAGCCUAGAGAUGAGUCUCGCGACCCAAGGGACCGCGCACCUGUGAUCGUUGAGACCCGCAGAGCACCCGCUGACUCGGAGGCGGAUACUCGUGAGCGUGACCGCGGCGAGCGGGAAAGGGAAAGGGAGCGGGAUCGGGACCGGGACCGUCGGGAUGCUGAGGCUCGACUUACUGGCGACAGCGUUCCGUCUUCCCAGCGCGACGGUUCUCCUGACGACGACCUUAAGAAGUCGAAGCGGCCUGCUCAAAAGGCCAUUGGAUUCAACCCCACAAACACUAACGACAUCCGGGAGUUGAAGGAGCAACUAGCAGCAAUGAGGGACGAGAAGCCUAGGGAGAGAGAGAAGGUUCCCAUUGCUGCUGAAAGGUCUGACCGCUCGGAACGUCCAGAGCGCUCUGAGAGAUACGAUGAGCGAUAUGACAGAUCGGAGCGGUCAGAGAGGUCUGAACGGUUGCCGCGAGACGACCGAUCGGAUCAACAAACUUACGCUGAUCUUCCCCUGAGAGACACGAAAGAGCGCACGCCUUCGCCCAGGAAAGAGUCACCGCCCAAGAGGGAAUCACCUGUAACGGUGCCGUCAACUGAGUCGACGAGAGAUGAGUCUCGGGGCCGUGAGGUUACACCGCCUCACGGAGAUGAGAAGCAGGUUCGUGUUGUUUCUCCGCCUCGCGACAAAUCGGACUCGAAGCCACUCAAGGGUAUCCUCAAGGCACCUAGCAAGUUCCCCGAGGAAGACAACCCGAUUCGUGAGGGUGUCGCCCCUCACAAGGAUGACAAGAAACUGAAGGAGGUCCCUCCGGGCGCCCGUUGGACCAAGAUCAGCCGGAAGAUUGUCAAUCCGGAAGCCUUGACCGUCGGAAAGGAACGGUUUGAAGUUCGCGACGACUUCGUCAUCGUGCUCAGAGUCCUCAGCAAGGAGGAAAUUCAGGCAUACGCCGCUGCCACUCAAGUCCUGAGAGAGAGGAGGCGUGAGGAGGCAGGCAAAGACCGCGACCACGAUCGCGAGCGAGACCGUGAGCGCGAUCGGGACCAUGACCGGGGACGCGACAGAGAUGAGGACGAUGACAGGCGAAGACACUACCGCCACCACAGGAGAGAUGACGGGGAUGACGAUCGAUAUGACGAGGAGCGCGAUCGUGAACGCCACCGCAGACAUCGUCGAGACGACGACGACGACGACUAUCACCACCGCCGUCACUAUAGGGAUCGCGACCGCGACCAGGCGGCUAUCGAGGGAUAA
Molecule: messenger RNA, 2910 nt
Organism: Colletotrichum chrysophilum
Lineage: Eukaryota; Fungi; Ascomycota; Sordariomycetes; Glomerellales; Glomerellaceae
Exons: 2
Coding region: 1-2910 (969 amino acids)
Source: RefSeq, a predicted model, not a curated record